This is a messenger RNA of Miscanthus lutarioriparius, 240 nucleotides long. NCBI's taxonomy places the organism in Eukaryota, Viridiplantae, Streptophyta, Magnoliopsida, Poales, Poaceae. The record is from the annotation of a GenBank genome assembly.
AUGGAAGCGGCAGCGGCGGCGGCGGCACCAUCUGUUUCGGUUGCCGGCGGCAGAGGGAGGGACGAGAAGACGCAGCCUAGGCCGGGGGCGGCGGCGGCGGCGGCGUGCGACGUGGAGGCGCUGCGGAGGUGCCUUGAGGAGAACAAGGGCAACCGCGUCAAGUGCCAGGCGCACAUCGACGCCUUCCGCUCCUCCUGCUCCGCCGGCCCUAACACCAGCUCCAAGCUGCAGUCCUCCUAG